GAUCAGGAGCAGAAUUGGAAUGGAAACACGUCAAAUAUAACAUGUCCUUCGCCCUCUUGCGCUACGAAUCCGAUCUGUGCUCUUCGUUCCUGAUCAGAAUCAGCAACGAUCUUCCACUCAGCUCUCUCAAGGGUCUAAGCAUCUGGGGAGAAUUCUGGCUCAGCAUGCACGAUUGGAAUCAUGCCCUUACCCCAAAAUUGCAUGGCCUGCACGUUCUGCAGAUCAGCGGGCCAGCGAUUAUCGGGUUUAUUGAGGGUGUCAAGACCACCAUACCCCCUCUCAGCGAGAUCGGGGCGCUGCACACUACGACGCAAGUCGAGCAUAUCCUUCACUCGCCCUUUAUGCCCCGCCUGACGUCUCUAUGGAUCGAGAAUGCUGACUUGAGGGCCAACUGCGAGCUCUUUAACGGACUGGUCGACGUGCUGAAGCAUCGGAAAGAAGUUGAACACCUUCCACUUCACACUUUGCAUCUCAAAGAUUGUAACGUCCACCCUUGGCAGGUGGAUGAGCUGUCGCGGUGGGUGUUAUCUCCCACAAAGUGGGAUCAGUGCAAGCACGGCAUGGACAAGGUUUCUUAUUGUAUAUUGAAAGAGACAUAUUGGGAUGAGGAGGAUGAGGAGAAUCCUGUAGUUGACAGCGAUGAGGGUACGGAGCCAUAUUGGCAUGACAAUGAUUUGUUCGAAGAUGAAAUUGAUGACGAUAUCUUUUUCGAUAAUUGAAUGAUAUGUCUACAUGAUCGG
Heterobasidion irregulare TC 32-1 is the source of this 740-nucleotide messenger RNA. RefSeq lists its product as uncharacterized. Bases 165 to 719 code for a protein of 184 amino acids. Lineage: Eukaryota; Fungi; Basidiomycota; Agaricomycetes; Russulales; Bondarzewiaceae. The record is from RefSeq and is a predicted model, not a curated record. The transcript has a single exon.